UCCAUGCCAGGAGUCUACACAAACUCUGCUGCCUGAUAGCCAAGCUGAUACUUUGAGGCUCUGAACUAUGAUGAUUUUUUUCAUGGACUGCUAAUUGCUUACCUGAACCCAUCAAAGAGGUUGCAAAAGCAGGAAGUAAGACAUGUCUGUAGUUUUGGAAAGUCUUUUUUUGAAACGUUCCCAGCAAAAGAAGAAAACAUCUCCCCUUAACUUCAAGAAGAGGCUAUUUGUUCUGACAGAUACAAAACUUAUAUACUAUGAAUAUGAUUUUGAAAAAGGGAAAAAGGGAAGCAAGAAAGGCUCUGUGGAUAUAGACAAAAUCACAUGUGUGGAGACUGUUGCCCCAGAAGAAAAUCCACCUCAAGAAAGACAGGUUCCGCGGGAUGAUACAAAUGAAUUUGAACAAAUUACUAUAAUUGAGAGAUUUCCCUAUCCUUUUCAGAUUAUAUAUGAUGAAGGACCACUGUAUGUUUUUGCUCCAACAGAAGACCUUAGGAAACGAUGGAUCCAGGAACUCAAAAGACGAAUACGAUACAACACAGAUCUUGCUCACAAAUAUCAUCCAUGCUUUUGGGUGGAUGGCGUCUGGAUUUGCUGUAUGCAGACAGCCAAAACUGCCAUAGGAUGUCAGGUUUUAAAGAAUAUGGCUGGAGGCAUAAAGUCUGAAAUAUCACGGCGUGUAUCAAGAAAACCGCUCCCUCCAACUCCUGAUGAAGAUAUGGGGAAGAAUAAAAAGCCACUGCCGCCAGAACCCCAGUCAUAUGCAAGUUGUCCGGUACCCACAACAGUGCAGUCCACAACCAUGUCACCAUCAAGGUCAUUGCCACCACCAGCACCUUCCAUUAAAGUGAUGACAGUCAUGGCAAUUUAUGAUUAUGAGCCCAUGGAAAUCCAAGAUCUAAGACUGAUAAAAGGAGAAAAGUACGUUGUCUUGAAUGACUCUGACCCACAGUGGUGGAAAGCAAGGGAUAUGGCCGGAGUAGAAGGCUAUAUUCCUAGCAACUAUGUGGUUGAUGCUGAGGACACACUGAAAAACUAUGAAUGGUACUCAAAAAAUAUCACAAGAAGUCAAGCAGAACAGUUACUCAAGCAAGAAGAUAAGGAAGGUGCCUUCCUUGUAAGAGACUCGAGUAAACCUGGAAUAUUCACAGUGUCAGUCUUUACCAAAGCAGUAGGGGAUGCAAAUGGAGUUGUUAAACAUUACAAUGUGUGUUGCACAUCCCAGAACCAGUAUUAUCUCGCCGAGAAGCACUUCUUCAGUACAAUUCCAGACCUGAUCCAGUAUCAUCAACACAAUGCAGCAGGCCUUGUAACAAGGCUGAGGCACCCUGUCUCAGCAACAGGUCAAAAAGCUCCAUCAACAGCUGGAUUGGGAUAUGGAAACUGGGAAAUUAACCCAAAGGAUCUGAAAUUCAUAAAAGAAUUGGGCAAUGGGCAGUUUGGAGUUGUGAAGCAUGGGAAGUGGAGAGGACAGCAUGACGUGGCCAUUAAAAUGAUCAAGGAAGGCACCAUGUCUGAAGAUGACUUCAUUGAGGAGGCAAAGAUUAUGAUGCACCUUAGCCAUCCAAAGCUUGUCCAGCUCUAUGGUGUCUGCACAAAACAACGACCCAUCUUUAUUGUGACUGAGUUCAUGUCGAAUGGCUGCCUCCUGGACUACCUCAGAAAUCUGAAGAAAAGGCCUCAAUGCAAUGAACUCUUAGAGAUGUGCAGAGAUGUGUGUGAAGCAAUGGAGUACUUAGAAUCCCAACAGUUUCUACACCGGGAUCUGGCAGCCCGUAACUGUUUGGUUGAUGGAUGUGCAACUGUAAAAGUGGCUGAUUUUGGACUCUCUAGGUAUGUUUUGGAUGAUGAGUAUCAGUCUUCUGCCGGGUCCAAGUUUCCAGUCCGUUGGUCACCCCCAGAGGUUCUAAACUUCAACAAGUAUAGCAGUAAAUCUGAUGUAUGGUCCUAUGGAGUUCUGAUGUGGGAAGUUUACUCUAUGGGAAAGAUGCCAUAUGAACGCAACAGCAACAAUGAAGUUUGUGAACUUGUCAUCAAGGGACAGCGGCUCUACCGGCCACAGCUGGCUGAUGAUACUGUGUACAAAAUUAUGUAUAUGUGCUGGCAUGAGAAACCAGAAGAACGACCACCAUUUAGUUUAAUACUGAGUGCUAUUCAAGAAGUUUUGGAGACAUAAGUAAGCACUUUACUUGGAACAUGUAUGGCAUCUCUGGUCUGUAAGUACAGAUCUUACAUUAAAGCAUCUUCUGCAGCAUGUAAUGUGCAGAAAGAUGAAUUACAUCACAUCUUGACAGGCUUUUCCAUUCAACAAAUAGUGAUGGUGAAAGAAGUGGAUUCUCCACAUAGGGGAGUCUCAAUCCAACCAUUCUCUCCCUAUUAAGGAUAAUCACAGAUGUCUCACAGCCUGAGUUCCAGGUCUCAGCUCUUCAUUCCCUUCCAGUUCAAUGUCUUUCUCACACUGUAGCAUGAAAUCCUGAUGGGCUGGAAGCCCUCAAUAGAACAGGUGCUCAGCCUGUCCAGCUUAGAAAUGUUUAUAAUUUUGUCCAUGGCUCUUUACUGCAUAUUCUUUUAGGCCACAUGUUUUAUUUCAUGCAAAUUAUACUUCAUAUAUGGGAGGGGUUAAACCACUUUUUCCAGUAUUUAGCCAGUGGACUAUAAGGCUUUGCCCAACUUGUAAAGUAACAAGUCUUUGAGGGACUCAUAUCUGUCUCUCUGCCUCUCUCUCUCUCUCUCUCUCUCUCUGUCUCUGUCUCUACCUCUGCCUCAUCCUCUUUUUAUGCUUCUUCCCUCCUCCAACCAUAAAGUACCCCUUCUACAUUAUACCACAUGCCACAGACAGGACUCCUUGCACAAUGUAACUAAUGCCACAGAUAGUACAGGUGUAGCCUUUAGCCAUUUCUUCCAGUGGUACCUGCUCUCUAGUGGGCAGUUGAUAGGCUGUUAUAGAAUCUUGACUUCUUCUAUUUUAGACUUAAGAGGUGGUCUGACUAAUUUCCAUCAUAUGAGAGAGAGAUGGAAAAAGCUAUGCAGUCUUCCUCCCAGCCGUUUGCACAGGAUUACCUAACAUUUCCAAAGGUUCUUGACAACACAGAAUAUGUUAUGUACUCAACGUCAGAAGAAAAUGGUUCUGUUUUCCAUUAGCUUCAGAAGAUCAUGGUUUUCUUUUGCAUUGCCCAGCUGAACUUCUAAUGAUCAAGGAGAGCAGCAACAGGUGGUUCCUCCAAAGGGAGUUAUUUAAGGACAUGCCUGACACUGCUUUGCUGCAUCUGAAUAUACAGACAUAGUAAACUGGAAUGCAUGUCGAGGAAGCAACUGGAUUUUCCUGCCUCAAUUAAUCUUCCCACUGAUUGCCUAGCUACUGCCUUUGUUCAUAGAAAGCUGUCCUGGCUGCAGUACUUUGAGUCCUUUCCCUGGACAGAGAGGCCAAAGCCACUGCUCAAGUUGGCUAGGCAAAUUUUACUUUAUACCCUGAUAGUGUGAAGUUUUAACUAUCUGUCUCAAAUAUUCUAACUGUGGGCCAUUGUUAAUCAAGCUAGAUCCAGUUUCUACUUGAGUCACAAAGAACUAAGAAUAUAGCACAUUAACUGCAAACACCAAGCAUGGAAAGUAGGUUUCUUUUUCUGUGGCUAUAGUGACAUUAAUUAGGAGCAGUUUGUGUUAGAAAUCUAAUUCAGGAGAUGUAUUGUCUGUAAUGAGUGCUAUUUCUUUCAGAAUUUGCUAGCCAGUUAGUUAGUCCUUCUUCAUCAACCAAAAGAGAUCAUGUUAGGAACAUAGUUUCGAAAAGCGUGAUAUGACAUAUUCCCCAGAAAAAAAAGAACAGGGACAUGAAAAAGUUCUACUCAACAUUCUCCGUGGUUAAACAGGAUGAUGUACUUGAGCUUCUCUAAGCUCAAAUCUCCAUAGGCAAAAUCUCAUACCACUUUAUUGCAAGCUCUAGGACCCAGUCUAUGCCCAAGGAAACCCAUAACACAUAUGUAAGCAUACUAAAAAUAUUCACCAUUCAAACAAAAACCAUAUUCAUGGGCAAAUUUAAUUACCUCACUAUUAACUGGGAAUUUUAUAUGACACCAAAUGUGCAGGCACAGGGAUCCAUGGAUUUUAUAAAUAUCCAUGGUCCUCACUAAUAUGGGAGAGCACUACACACCCUGUAGUGUAAUGUUCUCUCUGGUAAGGUCAAACCAUAAAUACGGUCUCCUUUGAAGUAAAAAUAAAACCUAUAACCCCAACUAACCCUGGAAUGUUCAGGAACUACUCUAAGGCUAACUUCCUACUAUUAAGUGAUAGCCUAGAAAAAUUUCAUGCCCCCAUAACCCCUGAGAACACUUCUGCCUAUGGGGAACUGUCCACAGGAUAACCUUUACAAGCAUGUUAAUAGCUGCAUAGAGGCAGUUGUACCCACCAAGAAUAAGUACAGAACUAACUAAAAAAACAGGCCAAUCUGGUGGAAUUGCAGUGUAACUAGGCUGUAUUAUAGGAUGAAGAUCAUGUCAAAACUUAGGAAAUGUAGCACCCAGCAGAAUAAUGGCAUGCUCAACAAACUAAACAAACAACUCAGAGGACAAAUAAAGUCUAACAAAGCCAAAUUUGAGGUAAAUAUGCCCCCCAAAACAAGGACAACCACAAGGCAUUCUUUAGCUAUGUCCCAAUUCUUCAAAGGCAAUACACAAUUGUGUCCAGAAAUCAUUGCUAAUUGAGCCACAUAUACUGAGCCAGAAGAUAUAACAAACUUACUGGCAGACAAAUUCAGCUAUAACUUUACCCCUCUCCCCACUCAUUCUCCCCUCAGGAAAUGCCAUCA
Molecule: messenger RNA, 4798 nt
Organism: Protopterus annectens (West African lungfish)
Lineage: Eukaryota; Metazoa; Chordata; Ceratodontiformes; Protopteridae
Gene: BTK
Product: Bruton tyrosine kinase
Exons: 19
Coding region: 143-2176 (677 amino acids)
Biological process (GO): T cell receptor signaling pathway; adaptive immune response; intracellular signal transduction
Molecular function (GO): ATP binding; protein binding; non-membrane spanning protein tyrosine kinase activity
Source: RefSeq, a predicted model, not a curated record